Molecule: messenger RNA, 1478 nt
Organism: Thamnophis sirtalis
Lineage: Eukaryota; Metazoa; Chordata; Lepidosauria; Squamata; Natricidae
Gene: EIF5A2
Product: eukaryotic translation initiation factor 5A2
Biological process (GO): positive regulation of translational termination; positive regulation of translational elongation
Molecular function (GO): RNA binding; ribosome binding; translation elongation factor activity
Source: RefSeq, a predicted model, not a curated record
CGAGAGAUUCUCCUUCCCGAGGCUUUUUUUCUCUCUCGCCCGGGAAAAGAACGUGUCCCUGCCCCCCCUUCCCGAGCUGCCCACGCGGCUCCACCCAGUAUUUUCUAGAAUUCAUUUUGUACUAUGGCCGAUGAAGUUGACUUCACCACUGGAGAUGCUGGUGCUUCUGCCACUUACCCAAUGCAGUGUUCUGCACUCCGUAAGAAUGGCUUUGUGGUGCUGAAGGGACGUCCCUGCAAGAUUGUGGAAAUGUCAACUUCCAAAACUGGCAAACAUGGUCAUGCCAAGGUUCAUUUAGUUGGUAUUGAUGUGUUCACUGGCAAAAAGUAUGAAGAUAUAUGUCCUUCUACUCACAAUAUGGAUGUUCCAAAUAUCAAGAGGAAUGAUUACCAGCUAAUCUGUAUACAGGAUGGCUACCUUUCUUUGCUGACAGAAAGUGGAGAAGUUCGAGAAGAUCUAAAAGUCCCGGAAGGUGAAUUAGGCAAAGAAAUAGAGGGAAAAUACAAUGCAGGAGAAGAUUUCCAGGUGUCAGUCAUGUCUGCAAUGAGUGAAGAAUGUGCUGUAGCCAUAAAACCUUGUAAAUAGGACCACCUGGAUCAAACAGUUGCUAAAGUACCAGCAACUGAAAAUCUUGUAUUUUAGUUCUGAUUAUCACCAAAGCUAUAACCUUCACUAGCAACCUCGUGUCUUUGUUUGAAAAUAGUGCUGACUGAUGUUGCAAGCAGUUUGGCAAUAUUAAGAUUGCUGAAGUUCAAGUGCUUACAGGAAUGGCAAGGCAGUCAAAAACUGUCAUUUUAGAUCAUGAGGUAUUCAAAAGUAGUAUGCUUUGCUCAAAUGAGACUCUAUAGCAGUGCCAAUACCAAGGUAGUACUCAGUUUGAGUUUACGUACAUUCUAAAGAAACAAAAGUAACUUUGUUUUAAAAUCUUAAACAUGGUAAAAUGUGGCUUGCACUGAACUGUGAAGCCUAAUUGAGCUAGAGACAACGGAACUCAUGUGAUCAAAAUGCCAGUGCUGGUUGGCUGUAUACAGCAAACUGUAACUUUGCUGUCUUGCUCUUAAUUGGUCACAAUUUGCUGUAAACAUCCAGAAUUGCUGGGUGCUUUCAUACUCUGGUUAAUAGUGCACAAAUGUUGGAGCAGGGUAGAGAGGAGGAGAUUCACUAGAGGCCUUUGUUUUCAAUGUAGAGUUCAACCACUUCCAGUUUUAAACAAGGCAAUGCCUCAAGAGUUAACAGUAUUUGAUUUGGCUUUUAACUUUUUUUUUUAGGUUUAUGGCAGAAGUAAACUUUUUUUUUUUUAGGAAUUGAAGCAAACCUGUACUGAUCAAUGGCCGGAAGGCUAAAUUUCAACCCUGUGUCACUGAACAGAAUUUGAGCCAUGGAUUGUCUUGUAGAGUUUAUAAAGAACUAUGAUAGCGCAACUCUGUCAAACACAUGAACCUCUGGACUAUAAUAAAACUGUUCUGAUUCAAAACCUA